AUGAGCUACGAUGCUAAACUUAAUCAUAUAGCUGCGUUGAAUGACCUGCGCGACGCUGUCUGGAUGAACCCUGACGCUCUUCUGGGCUCAGGGGUCGUCAAUGUCGCUGGUGGAACACACGAAUACAAGUACCUCGACCUGCGUGCCCAUCGCACGCCUGUCUGUCCAACAGUUGGGUCUCUCCCUUGA
This is a messenger RNA of Fibroporia radiculosa, 189 nucleotides long. RefSeq lists its product as uncharacterized. The record is from RefSeq and is a predicted model, not a curated record. Lineage: Eukaryota; Fungi; Basidiomycota; Agaricomycetes; Polyporales; Fibroporiaceae. The transcript has 2 exons. The coding region runs from base 1 to 189 and encodes 62 amino acids.